Molecule: messenger RNA, 4233 nt
Organism: Molossus molossus (Pallas's mastiff bat)
Lineage: Eukaryota; Metazoa; Chordata; Mammalia; Chiroptera; Molossidae
Gene: SNED1
Product: sushi, nidogen and EGF like domains 1
Exons: 31
Coding region: 1-4233 (1410 amino acids)
Biological process (GO): cell-matrix adhesion
Molecular function (GO): protein binding; calcium ion binding
Source: RefSeq, a predicted model, not a curated record
AUGCCGCGCGGGGCCGCCUGGGCGCUGCUCUUGGCCGCGGCCCUGGGGCUCGGGGCGCGCGGGGUGCGCGGCGCGGUGGCCCUGGCCGACUUCUACCCGUUCGGCGCGGAGCACGGCGACGCUGUCACCCCCAAACAGGACGACGGCGGCUCGGGGCUGCGGCCGCUCUCCGUGCCCUUCCCGUUCUUCGGCGCCGAGCACUCCGGACUCUACGUGAACAACAACGGGAUCAUCUCCUUCCUGAAGGAGGUUUCUCAGUUCACCCCCGUGGCCUUCCCCAUUGCCAAGGACCGCUGCGUGGUGGCGGCCUUCUGGGCGGACGUGGACAACCGGCGUGCAGGCGACGUGUACUACCGGGAGGCCACCGACCCGGCCACGCGGCGCAGAGCCACGGAGGACGUCAGACGCUACUUCCCCGAGCUCCCAAACUUCUCCGCCACCUGGGUUUUCAUCGCCACCUGGUACCGCGUGACCUUCUUUGGAGGCAGCUCCUCCUCCCCCGUCAACACCUUCCAGACCGUGCUCAUUACGGACGGCAAGUUCUCGUUCACCGUCUUCAACUACGAGUCCAUCACAUGGACCACAGGCACACACGCCAGCAGCGGGGGCGAUGCCAGUGGCCUGGGGGGCAUCGCGGCCCAGGCCGGCUUCAACGCGGGAGACGGGCGGCGCUACUUCAGCAUCCCCGGCUCGCGCACGGCGGACAUGGCGCAGGUGGAGAGCAGCACCAACGUGGGCGUGCCCGGGCGCUGGGCGUUCAGAAUCGAUGAUGCCCAGGUGCGCGUGGGGGGCUGCGCCCAUGCAACCUCUGUGUGCCUGGCCCUGCGCCCGUGCCUCAACGGUGGGAAAUGCAUUGAUGACUGCGUCACGGGCAACCCCUCCUACACCUGCUCCUGCCUCUCAGGGUUCACAGGGAGGAGGUGCCACCUGGACGUGAACGAGUGUGCUUCCCACCCAUGUCAGAACGGUGGCACCUGCACCCACGGAGUCAACAGCUUCAGCUGCCAGUGCCCGGCUGGCUUCGGGGGACCCACCUGUGAGACAGCAAAAUCUCCAUGUGACGCCAAAGACUGUGCGAAUGGCGGGCGGUGCCAGGCGGUCAGCGGCUCCGCGGUGUGCGUGUGCCCGGCGGGCUACACCGGCAUCGCCUGCGAGACGGAUGUGGACGAAUGCGGCUCCAGCCCGUGUCUGAACGGAGGCUCGUGUGUGGACCUCGUGGGGAACUUCACCUGCCUGUGCGCAGAGCCCUUCGAGGGACCGCGCUGCGAGGCAGGGAGCCCGCCGGUGCCCGACGCCUGCCUCUCGGCCCCUUGCCAGAACGGCGGCACCUGUGUGGACGCAGACCAGGGCUAUGUGUGCGAGUGCCCCGAAGGCUUCAUGGGCCUCGACUGCCGGGACAGAACCCCUGAUGACUGUGAGUGCCGAAACGGUGGCAGAUGUCUCCGGGGCAACACCACCUUCUGCCAGUGCCCCCCGGGCUUCUUUGGGCUCCUCUGCGAAUUUGAAGUCACAGCCACGCCCUGCAACAUGAACACCCAGUGUCCCGACGGUGGCUACUGCAUGGAGUAUGGCGGGAGCUACCUGUGUGUCUGCCACACUGACCACAACAUCAGCCACUCGCUGCCGUCGCCCUGUGACUCGGACCCCUGCCUCAACGGCGGCUCCUGUGAGGCCCAGGAUGACUCCUACACGUGCGUGUGCCCGCGCGGGUUCCACGGCGCGCACUGCGAGAAAGCCCGACCGCGCCUGUGCAGCUCGGGGCCCUGCAGGAACGGGGGCACGUGCAAGGAGGUGGACGACGCAUACCAGUGCAGCUGCCCCUACCGCUUCACCGGGAGGCACUGCGAGAUCGGGAAGCCGGACUCGUGCGCCUCGGGCCCCUGUCACAACGGUGGCACCUGCUUCCACUACAUCGGCAAAUACAAGUGUGACUGUCCCCCAGGCUUCUCUGGGCGGCACUGUGAGAUAGCUCCCUCCCCCUGCUUCCGGAACCCCUGUGUGAACGGGGGUACCUGCGAGGACCUGGGCACAGAUUUCUCCUGCCGCUGCCGAGCAGGGUACACAGGACGCCGGUGCCAGGCUGAGGUGGACUGCGGCCCCCCUGAGGAAGUGAGGCAUGCCACCCUGCGCUUCAAUGGCACGCAGCUGGGCUCCGUGGCGCUGUACUCGUGUGACCAAGGCUACAGCCUGAGCGCUCCCAACUCCAUCCGGGUCUGCCAGCUGCAGGGCGUCUGGAGCGAGCCCCCCCAGUGCCAUGAAAUUGACGAGUGCCGAUCCCAGCCGUGCCUCCACGGGGGCUCCUGCCAGGACCGAGUCGCCGGGUACCUGUGUGUCUGCAGCCCGGGGCGCGAAGGAGCCCACUGUGAGCUGGAGACAGGUGAGUGCCAGGUGCAGCCCUGCCGAAACGGAGGCUCCCACAGGGACCUCCCGGGGGCCUUUGCAUCCCAGUACCCCGCAGGCUUGGAUGGAGUCCACUGUUCUCCAGAGGUGGACGCCUGCGACUCCAGCCCCUGCCAGCACGGAGGCCAGUGUGAGAACGGUGGCGGGGCCUACCUGUGCGUCUGCCCAGAGGGCUUCUUCGGCUACCACUGCGAGACAGUGAGUGAUCCCUGCUUCUCCAGCCCCUGUGGGGGCCGUGGUUACUGCCUGGCCAGCAACGCGUCCCACACCUGUACCUGCAAAGUGGGCUACACGGGCAAGGACUGCGCCAAAGAGCUCUUCCCACCAACGGCCCUCAAGGUGGACCGAGUGGAGGAGAGCGGGGUCACCAUCUCCUGGCACCCGCCCGAAGACCCGGCCGCCAGGCAGAUGCUGGACGGGUACGCGGUCACCUACGCCUCCUCGGACGGCUCCUUCCGCCGCACCGACUUCGUGGGCCAGGGCCGCUCCUCACACCAGCUCCGGGCGCUGGCGGCCGGCCGCGCCUACAACAUCUCCGUCUUCUCGGUCAAGCGCAACGCCAACAGGAACGACAUCAGCAGGCCCGCGGCGCUGCUGGCCCGCACGCGACCCCACCCUGUCGAGGGCCUUGAGGUCACCAACGUGACGGCCAGCGCCAUCUCCGUGAGGUGGGCUCUGCACAGGAUACGUCACGCCACCGUCAGCGGUGUCCGUGUGUCCAUCCGCCACCCUGAGGCCCAAGAGGACCAGUUCUCUGAUGUGGACAAGAGUGUGGACACGUUCACAUUCGGGGCCCUGCUUCCCGGGAGGAGGUACAGCAUCCGGGUGACCACACUCAGCGGGCUGGGCGCACAGGAGCACCCCACCGAGAGCCCGGCCUCGGCGCCGCUGCACCUGUGGACCCGGCCUCUGCCACCAGCGAACCUGACGGCCACCCGAGUCACGGCCACCUCUGCCCACGUGGUCUGGGAUGCCCCCGCUCCAGGCACCUCGCUGGAGGCCUACAUCAUCAACGUGACCACCAGCCAGAGCACCAAGAGCCGCUACGUGCCCAACGGGAGGCUGGUGUCCUACACGGUGCGGGACCUGGUGCCUGGGCGGCGGUACCAGCUCUCCGUGACGGCCGUGCAGAGCGCGGAGGGCGGCCAGCUGCACAGCGAGCCGGCGCACCUCUACAUCAUCACCUCCCCAAGGGACAGCGCUGAAAGACGCUGGCACCGGGAAGGGCUCCACCCACGGGUGCUCAGAAACAGACCAGUCCCUGCGCGCCUGCCCGAGCUGCGUCUGCUCAGUGACCGUGGGGCCCCUGAACUGCCAACCCAGGCCCCCAGGUUCUCGGAGCUCGUAGACGGCAGAGGACGAGUGAGUGCCAAGUUUGGCGGCUCACCUGGCAAAUCGGUUACCGUGAGAUCCCAACCCACGGCUCCGGUGCAGCUGGAGGAUGCGCCCAAGCAGGCCAGCCUGGCCCUCCAGCGCCCCGAACCUGACGGUGACAAGGACGUGGGAAACACCCCUGGGAACUGCACAGAAAACCCCUGUCAGAACGGAGGCACCUGCGUGCGGGGCGUGGACGCACACAGCUGUGACUGCAGCCCAGGGUUCAAGGGCAGGCACUGUGAGCUCGUCUGUAGAAAGCUGCCCCAGCCCUGCACACGCCUGUUCUCAGAGACGAAGUCCCUGCCGGUCUGGGAAGGAGGCGUCUGUCACCACGUGUACAAACGAGUCUACAAGGUGCACCAGGACAUCUGCUUCAGAGAGAGCUGCGAGAGCACCAGCGCCAAGAGCACGCCAAGCAGGAAACCCAGCAACAGCCCGACACUGAGGACAGCGUAA